AGAGAGAGAGAGAGUAGGGGAGACUGUAGGGUCUGUGAGUGAGGAGAAGUGAGUGGUGUAUGUACAGUGGUGGUCUGUAGGGGCUGAAGUGAAGGGAAGAAGAUAUUGGCAAGUGGAAAAGGGGAGGAGGUGGUGAGUGUGUGUGUUUGCAUGCUUUCACAGUGAGGAAAGCUAGAGACUAAGGGACACGGGAGAGUGUGAGUGGAGGGGGCAAGGAAAGAGGUGAAGGUCUCUGCUUGGUUUUUGGAGAGGAAGAAGAGAAGAAGGAGGGGGGGGGGGGGGUCAUCUGGAGUGGAUUUCAAGACAGGACAAGCUGUCAGCGAGAAGGGCCGGGGUGUGAGGAGUCACUUGGGAAGAAGGAACAUGCUGGAGAAGGAGAUGUUGAAAAAAUAAGGAGGCCCUUCAUCACAUGAAGGGAAGAGGACUUCCCCAACUGAAGCACUUGUCUGAGAGGAGCGGUUGAGGAAGAGUUCGGGAAGAGAGAAGGUGUCUGCUGGAAUUAUGGGGUGCAUUCACAGCACGGGCACUGGCAAGGUGAAGAAACAUGGACCGGACACUGACACAGGGGAAAUCCUUAUAAAGACGGAACCGGAGGUGCAUCCUGAAAUCCUGCACCUUGCUGAGCUCGCCAAAGCUGGGAGCCACACCUUCAUGGAGAAGAGCUUCAAGAAGAGACGGAUAUGUGAAGUGUGCAAGCACAACAUCAUCAACCCCGGGGCUUUUUGCAAGGAAUGCAAGGCUGCAGUUCACAAGUCCUGUGAAGCCAAGGUGACUUCCACCUGCACCUCAGCAUCAGAUCUGAGAGGUUCCACAAAAUCUUUAUCACAAAGGAAGAGAGGCUCCUUACCAAGGAGUAAAAGUGUGGAACAAGUAAUGGAGCAUGUGAUGGAGAACCACUACGACUUUGACCUCACCUACAUCACUGAGCGGAUCAUCUCUGUCUUCUUCCUGCCUGACCUGGAGGAGCAGCGGUACCGCCGAAAUCUACAAGAAGUCGCCUCCAUGCUGAAAUCCAAGCACCAGGACAAGUUUCUGCUACUCAAUCUGUCAGAGAAGAGACAUGACAUCACCAGGCUUAACCAAAAGGUGGAGGACUAUGGCUGGCCUGAUCUUCAUGCCCCGCCUUUGGACAGGAUCUGUGCGAUUUGUAAAGCCAUGGAGACCUGGCUGAGUGCUGACCCCAGCAAUGUUGUGGUUCUCCACUGCAAGGGAAACAAAGGAAAGACGGGCGUCAUCGUGGCAGCAUACAUGCACUACAGCAAGAUUUCUGCUGGUGCAGACCAGGCUCUCACCACACUCGCCAUGAGGAAGUUCUGUGAAGACAAAGUCUCUUCUUCCCUACAGCCCUCUCACAACAGGUACAUCUAUUACUUUAGUGGCCUGCUGUCAGGUGCCAUCAAAAUGAACAGCAGUCCUAUGUUCCUCCACCAGAUCCUCAUUCCCUCAUUACCAAACUUCCAGGCUGGAGGAGGUUUCUAUCCCUUCCUGAAAAUCUAUCAGUCUCUACAGCUGGUUUACACGUCAGGCGUAUAUGAUCCCCAGAGCUCCAGGUCGAGGAAGCUGUGUGUGACUAUGGAGCCUGCAUUGUUGCUAAAGGGGGACAUUAUGGUGAAGUGCUAUCACCGGCGGAGUCGAGCAUCAGAGAGGGAGGUGGUCUUCAGAGUCCAGUUCCACACUUGCACUGUUCACGGAGCCCAGCUGUGGUUUGGAAAGACUGAACUGGACGUGGCCUGCACAGAUGACAGAUUCCCCCCUGAUGCUACUGUCGAGUUUAUCUUCUCGAAUGGGCCAGAAAAAAUGAAAGGUCGGGAAUAUUGCAAGAAUGAUGCCUCUGUCAGAGUGGAUUAUAACACCUCAGACGCUGUGGUCAGAUGGGAUUCUUAUGAGAACUUCAACCUACACCACCAAGACAGCAUGGAGAACAUCUCUCAUACGAAGGGCCCUCUGGAUGGAAGUCUGUACGCACAGGUGAGGAAGCGACGUGGGCCAGGCUCCACCGCUUUGGCAGCAUCUCCAAAUGGAUGCCUUACUCGCAGCCCAACAGUGAAACCCCAAACUCUGAGCCACCCGCAGCCUCCCACCUACACCAGUAAUCCCAAUCGCUCUUCACUCCCCCCUGAUCCACUGCAAGAUGCUAUUUCACCAACAAUCUGCCCCGAAAGAGGAAACACCGACUGUCAAGAAGCCAGAGCACGAGACAAGACUAGAGGGAAAGAAAAGGAUAGGGAGACAGCAAUUUUAGAUGAUGGAGACCGUCUAAGUUCAGGUGGCUUGAGGCGGGAGCACUCAUGUUGUAGUCGAACAAGUGCAAAGUGCAGUGAUGUGGGACUGGAGAGGGAGAGAGGGCCCUGCAUUUCUAACAGUCACUGUCUCGGACGUUGCAACAGCACCAAAGUGCACCCAAAAAGUCAAACCCUUCCUGCUUUGCCUUCCAAACCUGUGUCCCCUCCUCUGAAUCCAGCUCACAUAGAACUCUGCCAUCGUCAUAGUGCCCACCCUUUAUCUGAGGUACCAUGGGAACGUCCACCCCCUCCCCCACCCCUGCCCUGUCUCCACAGACCAUACUACCCUUACUCUGCCCCCGAACAUGCACACCCACACAGUCUUUCCCUCCCGAUGUCAAACAGACUCUGCAGUGGUGAGGAGAUUCACUUUUUCCAUUAUCCCAACCACAGCCCAUCCACUCAUCUCUCCCAUCAGUCACUGCCCUCCAGUCAUUACAGGGAAAUGUUCUUCAGCUCUCCAACACAGUCCUCUGGUUGCCCCUGUCGGGACUGCUCCAACAGGCGAGACUCAGUCAGAACAUUCCAACCAUUACACCCAGACCAAACAGAGAGCCUACACUGGUCCCAGGGAGCAGGGGUACAGCAAACAAGAGAGGUGCCCCCACUGUGGGAAAGUGAAAAUCCAUGGGAGGUGGUGAGAGACACAGAGGUCUGGCAGUGCAAAUCAGCCACACCUUCGUUCCAGGUCUGUCACUCCUCUUUGGGUCAGGGCUCAAACCAGGAACAGCCCAGGUUUGCACCUGCAUCUCACCAGAGCUACCAUAGUCCCCAGUCUUUGGUGGAUGUGCGGGAUGGAGCCAGCAGUGGGUACCACACACCUCCACAGCCCCGCCACUCCUGCCCCUGCUCUCCUUAUCAGUCGUCCCCAGCCGAGAGCCACGAGAGCCGGGGUUAUGUCUCAGGAUACCAGUCUGGGUCGGCCUCACCUCUGCCUGCUAAUAGCCCGUCUCCUGGGAGAGUCCAGCUGCCUGAGACUCCCUCUAGAUCCAAAGAACAGCAACAUAGUGAAGUGGAAAAAGCCAAAGCUGUUGUGGAGGAUGACGUAUCCCACGGUUCAGAUGGUAAAUCAGACUCUAACGGCCCAUCAAGUACUCCUGGACUGGACUCUGAUCAUGACUACACACUCAUCGGUAGCAACAGCCCCACACACACUGAAGAUAGUGUGACUGCUGACAGCCCUCCUCAAAGCCAGGAAAACCACACACAGCUAGAAUCCUGCACAAAUAGCAUCACAAGUACUGCAACAGCAUUAACAGUCAUACAAACCCAUACUGUCAGCAUAUCUGGAAACACCCCACAGUCAUCAAGUGAGCAGAAUUUGAGUAUGGACAGUAAGACUGGUGCAGCUAAGAAUGCAGGAAAUGCUGAAGGAUCUAACCAGUCACAUGCUUCCCGUUAUGCUGCAGUUGUCAUCCCCCCCGUCCAAAUGCAGCUCAAUGGUUCUGCUCUGCCCAGUGAUACCCCAUCCAUCUGUAGCAGGAAUGUUACUGUUAAUUCUUCAACCAGUCUCAAUUCUAGCCCCUCCACCACAUCCCCAAAUUCUCCUGUUAGCUCCCCAGAGCCUCAGUCGUCUCCACAGCGCUCCCCGAUGGCUACAGACGCAGCAGGGCACAGACUAACUCCGGACAGAGACAGCUCAGCCGACAACAAACCUCCGUCACCUGUGCCAGAUGGAUACAACACACCCACAUUUCCAUUAGCAUCCUAUUACUACCAUUUACUGAACGUCCCUCAUGUCCCGUACACGGGUUACACUGCAGUCACCAUCCCCGCUUUCCAGCCACCACUCCCAGAGAAGAAGCGCCUUUCCUCCACUGCAGGAUCUCAAAAUGGACACAACUCUCUUCAGAGAGUCUCCUCAGCUCCUGUCCCAGCACACCACGUUACUUUCUCUCCUCCAGCGGGGCAACAGAGACGAGGCUCUGCACAGUCAAACUCCAAAGACGAGGCAGAUAUUCGGGUUAAUGCCAAGUUUGUCCAGGAUAGCUCCAAGUACUGGUACAAAGCAGGCAUCUCCAGAGACCAAGCUAUAGCUGUGUUAAAGGACAAGGAACCUGGAACUUUCCUCAUCAGGGACAGUAACUCCUUUCAGGGGGCAUACGGACUGGCCCUGAAAGUGGCCACCCCUCCUCCCAAUGCCAAUUCCAGUGGCAGCAAAGUAGAUCCUCUGGAACAGCUGGUGAGACACUUCCUCAUCGAGACCGGCCCACGAGGAGUGAAGAUAAAGGGCUGUCAGAAUGAGUCCUACUUUGGGAGUUUAUCAGCUCUGGUGUAUCAGCAUUCAAUCACUCCCAUCUCUUUACCUUGUGCCCUUCGUAUCCCAGAAAAAGAUCUGGUUGGGGAACUUCAAGAGACGCAGAGUACAACAAGCACCAGCACAGCAGCUGAUCUCCUCAAACAAGGAGCAGCCUGUAACGUGCUUUACUUGAACUCCGUGGAAACUGAGUCUCUGACGGGACCGGAGGCUGUUUCCAAGGCAACUAAGUGCACUUUGGCUCUGAGUCCACGUCCAGUGGCAACGGUGGUUCACUUCAAAGUGUCGUCUCAGGGAAUCACUCUAACGGACAGCAAAAGAAGGCUGUUUUUCAGGAGACACUAUCCAAUUACCAGUGUCACUUUCAGCAGCCUUGACCCGCAAGACAAAAGGUGGACUAAUUCUGGUAGCACAUCCAGCAAGAUGUUUGGUUUUGUGGCCCGGCGGGCGGGCAGUGCUACAGAAAACGUGUGUCACCUGUUUGCAGAGAUGGACCCAGACCAGCCGGCGGUGGCCAUCGUCAAUUUCAUCAACAAAGUCAUGCUGGGACCACAGCUACGUAGAUGAGAGUGCGGACACUUUUGAAAACUUGACAUUCUGGGAUGUGGGAGAGAUCAUCCAUCCAUCCAUCUAUCUUCUACUGCUUUAUCCUCCACGUGAGGGUGGGGGGGUUGCUGGUGCCAGUCCCAGCUGACAUAGGGCAAAAGGCGGGGCACACAGGUCUCCAGUCCAUCACAGGGACAUAUAUAGACAAAUAAAAACAUUCACCCCCACACUCACACCUACAGUCAAUUUAGAGUUUCCAAAUAGUCUAAUCCCUAAAUCUGCAUGUUUUUGGACUGUGGGAGGAAACCGGAGAACCCGGUGAAAAGACAGAGAUAAUGAUGAGUGUAUUUUAGGUGUGUGUGUGUUUGUCUGUGCAUGUGCAUUGUCUGUGCAUGUGUUUGUGUGCUUCUGACACAUCACUGCUCCAUAUUGUGUACAGUGUAUGUCAUUUUACUGAGCAAACAGUGACAGAGAUUUAAUUUGAAAAACCAAAGUCUGACCUUAUUUUGGUGGUAUGUGCCAAAUGAAAUUCAAAGAGGUUGUAAACGUUUACAUGACGCACAACAAACUUUAGAAAAUGCACGACAAUCAAUUAACCACAGUCUCGUUUAUAUGAAGCUGAGGCGACGAUGGUUCAGAGGGUCUUUCAACAGUGUUUUCAGAAUGUGCCAUUUUUGAAAGGUCCAGUGUAGUGACAUCUAAUGGUGAGAUUGCAAUGAAUGGAGGUGUCGUCUGCUGACUCCUCCUUUUCCCAUGCAUACCAGGGAACUAUGGUGGCCUUCACAUACCAAAAAGGAUGUGUUUCUUCUUAGUUUGGCUGUUAAGCAAGGCCCCUGCCUUAAUCACAUGCACAAUUACACUCCAGACAAUUUCUAUUUUAAAGCAAUUAUACACAUAUACAUACAUUCUUAUGAGUAGUAUAUUCAAUUACUGGCCCCCUUAAUGUUACGCACUGGACCUUUAAGAUGAAGGUUGGGGUCAUUUUGGGUGCGAAAGGGUCAAGUAAGUGAUUUAAUGGAGAGAGGUUGGGUAUUUGGAAUAUAUAUAAGAAGAAAGUGUGAACUGAAGCUGUACUUUCACAAGUAUUUUUGUAUUUUUUGUGAAGCUAUAACCACAGAUGCAGUAUUAUGCAAAAAGCUACCUACGACUUAAAACUGAGCGAUCAAGGAGUAUUACUAAUUAGAAAGGAAAAUGAAGGAAGGUUGGCCUUAAAUCGGAAAUUUAAAAGAUAUGGACACAACUUUAUUUACACUUUUGUUUAAUAUUAAAAAGCCAUGGUAUCGGAGGGCAUUUUUAUCACUAUGUUUUUGUUGAUUGAUAUUUGUGUUUUCUAUAAACAAAGACAGUAUUUAGAUAAUUGUGGCACGAUUGUUUUUUGUUUGUUUUUUAAUACUGGAUUUUUAUGUAUAAGAAGUAAUAUAUUUUAGACCUGUGAUGUGUUUGAAAGAAAACAAUCCAGGUCAUGUCACAUUUGACCAGACGAUUGAGGCAAUAAAAUCAAAUGGG
Solea solea (common sole) is the source of this 6591-nucleotide messenger RNA. Its product is annotated as tensin-2-like. Gene Ontology annotation, biological process: peptidyl-tyrosine dephosphorylation. The record is from RefSeq and is a predicted model, not a curated record. Bases 502 to 5106 code for a protein of 1534 amino acids. Gene Ontology annotation, molecular function: protein binding; protein tyrosine phosphatase activity. Lineage: Eukaryota; Metazoa; Chordata; Actinopteri; Pleuronectiformes; Soleidae. The transcript has 27 exons.